Messenger RNA from Syngnathus typhle (broad-nosed pipefish), 851 nucleotides. RefSeq lists its product as uncharacterized. Bases 61 to 771 code for a protein of 236 amino acids. Gene Ontology annotation, molecular function: metal ion binding. The record is from RefSeq and is a predicted model, not a curated record. NCBI's taxonomy places the organism in Eukaryota, Metazoa, Chordata, Actinopteri, Syngnathiformes, Syngnathidae. The transcript has 2 exons.
AAUACUAAAUGUAAUCCAAGGAGAGACGCUCCGUCCAUCAUAUAACGAAUUGGUUUAGACAUGAACGCUCUUGUUGGAUACAGCGGCUCAUCAGAGUCCGACAGUGAUGGAGACUCAGAGAAUGUAAACCGUGAACAAGGAGGCACGAGAACGGAUCUCAUGGAUGGGGACCCACCGGACAAGAAGACCCGUAACUUCUUGCUGGAGACUGGUUCUGCCACCAGUGAGUCGGAUGAAUCUGAUCACGGUGACCCGGAGCCUUACAAGUCAAUCAAUUCAAGUAGAAGUCGGACCAGCUUGCCUACUGCCUCCUCCACGACCAGCCCUCACAAACUGCCGCCUCCUAGUCUGCAAGGCUGUUCAGAAAGUAGCGUGUUUGCCAACCCCUUCAAAGCUCAGGCCGAGCGGAAGCUCAGUGCCUUGCAGAAACAUGUCCCGCUCACAAUGCAGGCCAAGCCCUCUCAGAUUGGAGGGAAGAGGAUAUGCGUUUCCUACAGGAAAAGUGGAAGAUGUAGAUUUGGCAUCAAGUGCAAAUUUGCACAUGAUAGUGACCUCCAGACUGCAGUAAUUCCCAAUGACUCUCAUGAUGAGGGGGAAGUUGGGUCACGCACAGGCAGCUCCCGUAAACCCCCGAAACAGGCCGUGCAGGAUGAAUCAGAAGGCCAGUGGGUGAAGAAGCGGAGGAUUGGUGUAAGCGACACGCUGAUGCCUCCGAAGAAAGCCAUGAAGCAGUACAAGAUGCUGAGGAGCAAGGAACGCCACAACAUGUAAUGAUCAUGUAAACAUUAGCUGUCACACUGGUUAUAAGUAGCUAAUUCUCAUCUGGACAACUAAUAAAACAAUGAAUUUGU